GGCCCGAGUUCUCCAAGGCACCCCUACUCCCGCGGCUCCUUUUUCUCCUUUUUCCUUGUACGCUCACUGCUACCAGCUCCUUCUGGCGACCCCCAGGUACCCACUCCUACCUUUAGCUUCUCUCUGGGUCAGCAGACCAGGUAUCCAGAGGCGCUACCUGUAUGGAUCCCAAGCGACCCGGGCACGUUCAAAGGCCUUAGCGGUUUCUAUAGCAACGACAAACCGGAAGUAUGGUCUGCCGCCGGAAGCGGAAGUCCCAAUCAAAGAGUUGAGCAGUAGCUUUGAGUUGCAGGCGCUGGUGCGAGUUGGUGGCACGUGGAGCCAAGGUGUGGGACUGGCGUGCGGCUAGAUGGACACUCCCCCGGUCUCGGGUUCGGAGUCGGAGUCCGAUGAUUCCCUAGUCACAGACAGAGAGUUGCAGGAUGCGUUUUCCCGAGGGCUUCUGAAGCCAGGCCUCAAUGUCGUGCUAGAGGGGCCGAAGAAGGCCGUGAACGACGUGAAUGGCCUGAAGCAGUGUUUGGCAGAGUUCAAGCGGGAUCUGGAAUGGGUUGAAAGGCUCGAUGUGACACUGGGUCCAGUGCCGGAGAUCGGUGGAUCUGAGGCGCCAACACCUCAGAACAAGGACCAGAAAGCUGUUGAUCCAGAAGACGACUUCCAGCGGGAGAUGAGUUUCUACCGCCAAGCCCAGGCCGCAGUGCUUGCAGUCUUACCCCGCCUCCAUCAGCUCAAAGUUCCUACCAAGCGGCCUACUGAUUAUUUUGCAGAAAUGGCCAAGUCUGAUCUGCAGAUGCAGAAGAUUCGACAGAAGCUGCAGACUAAACAGGCCGCCAUGGAGAAGUCUGAAAAGGCUAAGCAGCUGCGAGCACUUAGGAAAUACGGGAAGAAGGUGCAAACAGAGGUUCUUCAGAAGAGGCAGCAGGAGAAAGCACAUAUGAUGAAUGCUAUUAAGAAAUAUCAGAAAGGCUUCUCUGAUAAACUGGAUUUCCUUGAGGGAGAUCAGAAACCCCUGGCACAGGGCAAGAAGGCAGGAGCCAAAGGCCAGCAGAUGAAGAAGGGGCCCAGUGCUAAACGACGGUAUAAAAACCAGAAGUUUGGUUUUGGUGGAAAGAAGAAAGGCUCAAAGUGGAACACUCGGGAGAGCUAUGAUGAUGUAUCUAGCUUCCGGGCCAAGACGGCCCAUGGCAGAGGCCUCAAGAGGCCUGGCAAGAAAGGAUCAAAUAAGAGACCUGGAAAACGAACAAGAGAGAAGAUGAAGAACAGAACGCACUGAACAGCAUCUUUGAAUACAAAGAACCGAGAAAAAGGAAUGAAGACUUUGCAUUUCACAACACACUUUUAUCCCUUCUGUUGGUAUCACGUUGUAAACAUUUCUUUCAAUAACCAAAAAAAAAUCAUUAAACAAAC
Messenger RNA from Saimiri boliviensis boliviensis (Bolivian squirrel monkey), 1404 nucleotides. RefSeq names its product EBNA1 binding protein 2 (gene EBNA1BP2). NCBI's taxonomy places the organism in Eukaryota, Metazoa, Chordata, Mammalia, Primates, Cebidae. The record is from RefSeq and is a predicted model, not a curated record. Gene Ontology annotation, cellular component: nuclear periphery; preribosome, large subunit precursor; nucleolus. Gene Ontology annotation, biological process: rRNA processing; ribosomal large subunit biogenesis.